Messenger RNA from Copidosoma floridanum, 1567 nucleotides. Its product is annotated as inositol polyphosphate 5-phosphatase K. The record is from RefSeq and is a predicted model, not a curated record. Gene Ontology annotation, molecular function: phosphatidylinositol-4,5-bisphosphate 5-phosphatase activity. Lineage: Eukaryota; Metazoa; Arthropoda; Insecta; Hymenoptera; Encyrtidae. Gene Ontology annotation, biological process: phosphatidylinositol dephosphorylation. Gene Ontology annotation, cellular component: ruffle; cytoplasm; plasma membrane.
UCGGGAUGCUCUGGACUCCCUAAUCGAACAAACCUAAUACUUCAAAAUUCUUUCACCAUGCCGCACUUCACCGAGCAAGCAGACGAUAAUAAGUUUUGUUAAUGGCCGUUCGGACUGCGCUACUAACACAAAAGUAGCCUCACUGGAGCCACUAACCCCCCCCAAGAAGAAGAAGAAUAGAGAUGUAGCUGUAGCUGAUCGGUUCGGUGGCUGAAGAGCCCGCCUCAUGUAUUUAUUAAACUACGGCUGUAUUCUCCUGAUGGUUUCUGCUUUCUGACAUCUGACACGUCAAGUCUCACUCCGUGAAUAUUAUUUUUCUAUCAAAUUUUCGAGAGAUGAUUUGAUUACCUGCAUUCGGUGAUUCGGUCCACUGUAAGCAGUUGUCGUUUGUGUGACAUUUAAGACAUUAUCAAGUAUGGCAACUUUCGAGAAUCAACAUCUUAAAUUAUACUUUGUAACGUGGAAUGUAGCAACAAAGUAUCCGGAACAAAAUCUACUACAAUUGCUGGGUCUUAGUCAUUUUACUACUGCUAAACAGUUAGCAGACAUCUACAUUGUUGGAUUGCAGGAAGUCAAGUUUCAACCUCAAAACAUUUUUUGGGAUAUUUUUGAAGAUCCUUGGACAAAAGUUUUCAGAGAAGCUUUAAAAGAAUUCAAUUACGUAAAAUUAAAGACUCAGCGGCUGCAGGGUCUGGUUUUAAAUAUUUUUUGCUUGAGGAAACACAUUACAAGUUUGCGGUCUAUUGAAACUCAAUACACUAAAACUGGCUUUGGAGGGAUGUGGGGUAAUAAAGGUGCUGUUAGUAUAAGAUUUAAUAUUCAUGGUGUUAAUGUGUGUUGUGUAAAUGCUCAUCUUACACCUCAUGAUCACUUAUUAGCUGAUCGAAUCACAGAUUACAAAACAAUUGUCAAACAACACUCGUAUACUGUAUCUUAUACAUCCAAUAUAUUUUUCCAUGAUUAUGUUUUUUGGAUUGGUGAUCUCAAUUUUCGCUUAUCUGAAAGCUUAUCAGCUAUGGAUAUUGAUUCUCUUGUUAAAAAGAAUGAAUUUGAUGCACUCUUAGCAAAAGAUCAGUUAAAAAUUAGCAUGAUUAAAAAUGAAGCUUUUGCUGAACUGACUGAAGAAAAAAUUACGUUUCCACCAACUUAUAAAUAUGAUUUUGGUUCGCAAGAGUUUGAUUUCAAGCGUAGACCAUCUUGGACGGAUCGAAUUUUAUAUAAAGUCAAUGAAAGUGUUCAUGAAGAUACAAAGUUAAAGGCUAUACAGUACAGUUACAGAAGUCAUCCUUGCUAUGUACAAUCUGAUCACAAACCGGUUACUGGAGAGUUUGAUAUUGUAAUUAGAUCAAACAUAUCUUUCAAUCGAAUCGAAUUUGAUCCAGUAAUUGCGUGGUACAUUGAUGAAGAAAAUUUUGUGACGUACAAGUUUGUCGGUGAUAUAAAAUCACAUAGUGGUGACUGGAUAGGACUGUAUUAUGAAGGAUUUUCUAGUUUUGAUGAGUAUCUUGCUUAUGAAUACGUGGAAAAAGGUAAAUAGUUUUGUAUCUUACUUUAUAAAAAAAAAAAA